This is a messenger RNA of Pseudopodoces humilis (Tibetan ground-tit), 1613 nucleotides long. Lineage: Eukaryota; Metazoa; Chordata; Aves; Passeriformes; Paridae. The record is from RefSeq and is a predicted model, not a curated record.
AGCGCCUGGCAGCCCACUCCGGCUGCUGGCGCAGCUGAGCCCGGCGGCUGCAGCGAGGGGAGCGAGGCAGUCGCGGCUGUCUGGCUUUCCUGCGCUGAUGGAGGUCAUGUUGGCUGGGCAGCAAACAGGAGGAUUCAAAGCAAAAUCUUGAAAAUAUUUUCCAGACCCUUUCUCCCUAAUGUCUGAAUUUAGCAGCAUUUGGGUUCCUUUGCAGAAGAGAGAUGUGGUCAUACUGGAAUAAAUCCAGACUAUGAAGACACACUCAGUGAUGGCUGAGAGCUCAGCUGUGACUGCAGCAGUGCCAGGGAGAGCAGCACCAACCAAGCUAGAGGAGCUCCUGGAGAUCACUGCUCAGAGCCUGGUGCACACUGAGGUGUCAGAGCACUACAAGGUUAUUCGGGAGCUGGGCAGGGGCAAGUACGGCCAUGUGAUGCUAGUGACCCACAGGCAGAGAGGGACUCCUAUGGCUCUCAAGCUGCUCCCCAAAGCCAGUACCAAGUUGCACACCUUUCUGUAUGAGUAUUGUGUAGCACUGUCCCUCGCCACCCACCCUGCCAUCAUUGGCAUGUUUGGAAUUGCCAUUGAGUCCAGCCAGUACUAUGGUUUCCUCUAUGAACCAGCGCUCCACAAAGACCUCAUCUCUAUCAUCAAACCCCACGAUGGGAUUCCUGAGCUGGCCACAAAGCAGUGUGCCAAGCAGCUCGUGAGUGCGCUGGAGUUCAUCCACAGCCGGGGGCUGGUGUACCGUGAUAUCAAGCCUGAGAAUGUGCUGCUUUUCGAUCCCGACUGCCGGCUCAUCAAACUCACUGACUUUGGGCUCACACGGCCCAAGGGUACCAAGCUCAAGCUGGUGGCUGGGGUAAUCCCCUACACUGCACCUGAGCUGAGCAACACUGCUGAUGCUCAGGGAGUGCCCAUUGACAGCAGCAUGGAUGCCUGGGCCUUCGGGGUGCUGCUUUUCUGCCUGCUGACUGGCUAUUUCCCCUGGGAGCAGAGCCUGCCAGAGGACCCUUUCUUUGAGGAUUUCAUGCAGUGGCAGGAGACAGGCCUGGAAAAGGAUGUGCCCCGGCACUGGAAGCGCCUGACAGCCGAGGCUGCUGGGAUGCUGCGGGGCCUGCUGGCUCUAGAUCCCACCAAACGUAGCCCCGUCAGUGGGGUGCUGUGCUAUGUUGACUGCCCAUGGAGGCUGGAGGGUGGGCACAGUGAGGAGGCUGCCGUGAAGUCCUAGAUCCUGCUCCCCAUGGCAGGAGGGAAGGAGGGUCUCAGCCUGCAAAGGGCUUCAGGGUUUGGGCACCAUGGUGGCCUGGGAAUGAGAGGCCUUGGUGACUCAGAGAGCAACUUCUCUGCAGCACUGUCCCUGCUGCCACAGUCAAGCUUCUUCCCCAGAUGAUUGUCCUCACCCCAUGACUCAGUGCUGCUCAGUGCCACCUCCUUGUGGCCUGAAAACAUCUUUCUCAUGGAAAUGACUGUGUGUGAAGCAUCCAUUUGUUUCAUAGCCACGGGAACUCCAGGGAGUUAUUUAGGCUGCAGCACCUGCCAUGUCUCAAAAUAUGUACUUUUGUGUUUCUGUAUGUGGCUCGUUUUCCCUCAUAAUAAAUGAUUGUUGGGACACA